This is a messenger RNA of Phaeodactylum tricornutum CCAP 1055/1, 384 nucleotides long. RefSeq lists its product with no specific name. The transcript has a single exon. NCBI's taxonomy places the organism in Eukaryota, Bacillariophyta, Bacillariophyceae, Surirellales, Neidiaceae. The coding region runs from base 1 to 384 and encodes 127 amino acids. The record is from RefSeq and is a predicted model, not a curated record.
AUGAUCCGCAUCGAUCGUUUCAAAAAAACGUUUUGGGCUCAUUCCGAUUGUUCGCAUUUAUCACAAAAUACUCUGGUAGAUAAUGUUGCAGGCUCAUUUCUUCCACCAACACCGCUCGUGCAAUCACACUUUUCGUUCACAAUGAACUUUUGCCGCCGUGCACAAGUAUUCCUGGCCACCAUGAUGCUGUUCGUUGCAUCACGGAGAAGUGGCAUGCAUAUUGUACGAGCAUUAACGGCCGAUGACGUUGCGACCACAGAAUUGGAAUGGGCGGCAUCACGCUUGCGAAUUUUUCGUCAAGGAUUCGGACCCCAUUCGCAGGCCAACUCGGACGCCAAUAACAGCGAGCAGAACCUGCAAACCUUUUUGCUUGCCGGAAACUAG